CUUCAAUCGCGAUUUCCCACAACCUGCUGAAAUUAACAUACCGACAAUCUUUUACCCAGGCGACGACAUGUUCAAAGAUAUUUGAACACACGAACUGCAGAUAACUCACUAAUUUAGGAAGAAAUUUCUUCGUAGUCUGUUGGAAAUACAUCUAGUGUGGACUUGAACAAAUCAAUAUCUGAAAGAAUAACUGGUAUUUGAUUUCAAUUAAAAAUUCUGAUUUUCGUUCAAAAACAACUUUAAACAAUGGUAGACUAUUAUAAAAUUCUCGACAUAUCGAGAAAUGCGACGGAAAGCGAAGUUAAAAAAGCCUAUAAAAAACUGGCGCUGAAGUGGCAUCCUGAUAAAAAUCCUGACAACUUGGAAGAAGCUAAUAAACGCUUUAGAGAGCUAUCCGAAGCAUACGAGGUUUUAUCCGAUGCACGUAAACGGAAAAUAUAUGAUGGGCGUGCAACCCUCAAUAAGGAAGGGUCAAACUAUAACUUCGCGAAUUCCACUGGAUAUACAAGUAGCAGCGGUUACAGAUAUAGAACUCGUGCAGAUCCUAAACGUAACCAUAACUUCAACUACAAUGAUGACGACUACAGUAGACAUGAAAAUAGUUCAACGAAACGUGGAAACCGUCAUCAGACCUUCACCUUCCGCAAUCUAUUUGAGUGGACACCAUUUCAUAAAUUAUUUGGUAAAAAUAGUACUUUCAAGGACUUUGCUACAUGCUUGUUUUCUGCUUAA
This is a messenger RNA of Rhagoletis pomonella (apple maggot), 732 nucleotides long. Its product is annotated as dnaJ homolog subfamily B member 6-like. Gene Ontology annotation, molecular function: protein-folding chaperone binding; protein folding chaperone. The record is from RefSeq and is a predicted model, not a curated record. Lineage: Eukaryota; Metazoa; Arthropoda; Insecta; Diptera; Tephritidae. The transcript has 4 exons. Gene Ontology annotation, cellular component: cytoplasm; nucleus. The coding region runs from base 247 to 732 and encodes 161 amino acids.